GGGCGGCGGCGGCGGCACCGAGAGCAGCGCCGGGAAUCGCACCGGGAAUUGUAUCAGGAGCUGCAGUCAUGCCGGGGCUGCUGCUGGGGGAUGAGGCGCCCAACUUCGAGGCGGACACCACGCAGGGUCGUAUCCGCUUCCACGACUUCCUGGGAGACUCGUGGGGCAUCCUGUUCUCCCACCCGCGGGACUUCACCCCCGUGUGCACCACGGAGCUGGGCCGGGCGGCCAAGCUGGCACCCGAGUUCAGCAAGCGCAACGUGAAGAUGAUCGCGCUCUCCAUCGACAGCGUGCAGGACCACCUCUCCUGGUGCAAGGACAUCAAUGCCUACAACGGGGAGCAGCCUGCAGAGAAGCUGCCCUUCCCCAUCAUUGCUGACAAGAACCGGGAGCUGGCUGUCAAGCUGGGCAUGCUGGACCCGGACGAGCAGGACAAGGACGGGAUGCCCCUGACGGCUCGAGUGGUAUUCGUUUUUGGCCCUGAUAAGAAGCUGAAGCUCUCUAUCCUGUACCCAGCCACCACUGGGAGAAACUUUGAUGAGAUCCUGAGAGUGGUGGACUCCCUGCAGCUCACAGCAUACAAGAAGGUCGCUACCCCUGUGGACUGGAAGCCCGGUGACAGCGUCAUGGUCGUGCCCACCUUACCUGACGAGGAGGCCAAGAAGCUCUUCCCCAAAGGUGUCUUCACCAAGGAGCUGCCCUCAGGCAAGAAGUACCUGCGCUACACCCCACAGCCAGAGUGAGGGCUGGCUGGCUGUCUGUCUGUCUGUCCAUCCUGCUGGGAUGCCAGAGCCUUCCUGAGUCCAGCUCCUGCCCCUCUGACACCGCACCACCUACAGCCUUGUCCUGGCACACUGCUGCUGCAUGGCAGCCCUGAGCCAGCCCUCCUGAGCCAGCCCUCCUGAGCCAGCCCUCCUGAGCCAGCCCUCCUGAACCAGCCCUCCUGAACCAGCCCCCCUGUCCCUCUACCCCAUCCCCCCAGAACCAACCCCUGGGUGUUCUCCUGCCUCAGCCCAGCCCUGCCAGGAGCACAUGAGCAGCCCAGAGGGGACUGCAGGGCUCCUGCUCUGGUGUCCCUCCCGUCUGGUGCCAGCCUGGAGGCGUGGUGAGGAGGGGUGUCCUGCUGGGCCAGGGAGCUCUGGGGGCUCCAAGCUGCUGUGUGCCUUUCAGAGCAGCCAUCUAACCUGUGCUCCAUGAGUAGGGGAGGAGCUGCAGAGCUAAAUCUCUCACCUCUUAACUGCUUUCUUGUCUCUUGCUGGAAGGUGAUGGUUUCCAGGUUUUGUGGAAGAGGGAGUCAAGCAAAUAAACUGACCUUCAGUACUA
Messenger RNA from Agelaius phoeniceus (red-winged blackbird), 1323 nucleotides. It is a transcript of the gene PRDX6, whose product is annotated as peroxiredoxin 6. NCBI's taxonomy places the organism in Eukaryota, Metazoa, Chordata, Aves, Passeriformes, Icteridae. The record is from RefSeq and is a predicted model, not a curated record. Gene Ontology annotation, cellular component: cytosol; mitochondrion. Gene Ontology annotation, molecular function: peroxiredoxin activity. Gene Ontology annotation, biological process: cellular oxidant detoxification; cell redox homeostasis.